Debaryomyces fabryi is the source of this 1212-nucleotide messenger RNA. RefSeq lists its product as uncharacterized. The record is from RefSeq and is a predicted model, not a curated record. Gene Ontology annotation, biological process: protein phosphorylation. Lineage: Eukaryota; Fungi; Ascomycota; Pichiomycetes; Serinales; Debaryomycetaceae. The transcript has a single exon. The coding region runs from base 1 to 1212 and encodes 403 amino acids. Gene Ontology annotation, molecular function: protein kinase activity.
AUGACACAGCCAGAUAUUACAGAAAUCAGGAAUUCAUUCGAUGAACAAGGUUUAGAAAAAUAUUUGUCAAAUUUAAGUAGUGCUUCUCAGACUACAUUUGGGUUGAAUAAACCUAAUUUCAAAUUACCAUUGACUAUUAAACAAUUCAAGUUUGGUCAGUCUAAUCCUACAUAUUUCAUCACUGAUGCUAACGGAUUUGAAUUUGUAUUAAGAAGAAAACCAGUUGCCAAUGAUAAGUUGGUUUCUAAAUCGGCACAUGCGAUUGAGAGGGAAUUUUUCAUGUUGAGAGGUAUUCAGGUUUGCAAUGAAUCAAGAACUAAAAAAGUGCCCGUUCCAGAUCUCUAUUUGCUAUGUGAAGACGAAUCAAUUAUUGGCUAUGUCUUUUAUCUUAUGGAGUAUGUUAAGGGAAGACAAAUCAAAAAUCCAAGCAUGCCAGGUAUGAGUGAAGCAGAAGCAAAAUUGCAUUGGGACUCAAUAAUGGAGACUAUCCUGGCAGUACAUUCCUUAGACCCUGAUACAUUGAUCAAAGAGCUUCCUGCAAAUCAUUUCCCUCAAUUUCAACCAGAAAAGAUGGCUAAGAGCAGUGGUUCAUAUUUUCAGAGACAGAUUAGAACUUUAUCUUCAGUUGCAAAUCUUCAAUCAAAAGUGGUGGAUCCGAUUCCACAUUUUGACCAUAUCUGCAAAUGGCUUUUAGAAAAUGCACCUAAUGAUCCAUCGAAGAAAUCAUUAAUUCAUGGAGACUUCAAGAUCGAUAAUGUCUUGUUUGAUGUAAACGAACCAAAAAUAGUAGCAGUUUUAGAUUGGGAAUUGUGUACUUUUGGUCAUCCAUUAUUCGAUUUAGCUAAUUUCUUACAACCUUUUCAAUUGCCCAAUCAAUUGAAUUUAUUGCUUUAUAAACCUGAUAAAACUGAUAUGGGGAUUGAGAAGCCUGGCUCUCUUGAUUCUAUUUAUGAUAAGUUGGCUAUUUAUCAAUCCAAGUUGGGCUAUAACUGGAAUGAUAAAGAACCCUCUAAUAAUGCUUCAGAUAAUUGGAAUGUAGGGUUUGUAUUCGGGUUACUUAGAUUGUGUGUAAUCUCCCAGGGUAUUGCGAUGAGAGUUGCAAAAGGAAGUGCAAGCUCAGGUGAUGCGGCAGGAUACGCUAAAUUGUAUCUUCACCUUCCUGAUUUAGCGCUUGACACUAUUGAUGGCAAGGUGCAAGACUCUAAAUUAUAG